This is a messenger RNA of Nyctereutes procyonoides (raccoon dog), 552 nucleotides long. It is a transcript of the gene NAA38, whose product is annotated as N-alpha-acetyltransferase 38, NatC auxiliary subunit. Gene Ontology annotation, molecular function: RNA binding. The record is from RefSeq and is a predicted model, not a curated record. The transcript has 3 exons. The coding region runs from base 131 to 508 and encodes 125 amino acids. Lineage: Eukaryota; Metazoa; Chordata; Mammalia; Carnivora; Canidae. Gene Ontology annotation, cellular component: NatC complex.
CAGGAGACAGGAGGAGGAGGGGAGGUGAUCUCGCGAAAGAAAAGAGGUCGGGAGCACUCGCGAGAUCUCGGACCACCGGACCCAAAAGGUUCUUAGGAAGUUGAAGGGCCCGGAGCCGGCCCCGGGGCAAAUGGCCGGAGCUGGACCAGCCAUGCUGCUACGAGAAGAGAAUGGCUGUUGCAGCCGGCGUCAAAGCAGCUCCAGCGCCGGGGACUCAGACGGGGAGCGCGAGGACUCGCCGGCCGCGCGUGCCCGGCAGCAGCUGGAGGCGCUGCUCAACAAGACUAUGCGCAUUCGCAUGACAGACGGACGGACCCUGGUCGGCUGCUUCCUGUGCACCGACCGCGACUGCAAUGUCAUCCUGGGCUCGGCGCAGGAGUUCCUCAAGCCGUCGGAUUCCUUCUCCGCGGGGGAGCCCCGCGUCCUGGGCCUGGCCAUGGUACCCGGCCACCACAUCGUCUCUAUUGAAGUGCAGAGGGAGAGCCUGGCGGGGCCUCCUUAUCUCUGACCACGAUCGCGCGUGCUUUGCACACCAUUAAACCUGUAACGAAG